Molecule: messenger RNA, 809 nt
Organism: Suillus clintonianus
Lineage: Eukaryota; Fungi; Basidiomycota; Agaricomycetes; Boletales; Suillaceae
Product: ubiquitin-conjugating enzyme
Exons: 10
Coding region: 52-498 (148 amino acids)
Source: RefSeq, a predicted model, not a curated record
AGUCACUGUCAUUCUACUUCAAUACCACCGUGACUCCAAGCAAGACAGAGGAUGACUGCUCUUAGGCGAAUCCAUAAGGAGCUCCAAGAUAUCACAAACAGGCCCCUUGAUGGAAUAACAGUCGAGCCAGAAGCGGAUAACUUGCUCGUUUGGAAGUGUUCAGUGAAAGGCUCCUCAGAUAGCCCAUAUAGAAACGGAAUAUUUCACUUCAAGAUCGAGCUCCCGAUGAAUUUUCCAUUCAAGGCGCCGAGUGUCACGUUUUUAACUAAGAUUUACCAUCCCGGCAUCAACGAGGAGGGCCAUAUUUGCGUUCCUAUUCUUCGCGAUGAGUGGAAGCCGUCAGUGACGUUAUCAACAGUGCUGGCGGUUAUUCAAGAGAAAGUAAACAAUCCAAGCCCGGACGAUCCCUUCGAGCCUGAAAUCGCUGCAUUGUUGAAGAACGACAAACCAAAGUUCUUAGCGACAGCCAGGGAGUUCACGAAGAAGCACGCAAUGUAGGCUCGGGUGUAGCAAACCGCUUACUGCGGCAGCCCUUCACUUUACAUCCUUGUGUAAUGGGACUGGGACUCCGGAAGAUAAAGGGGUCGUCGUAAAUGAAUUUCGGUAUCUUGCGGGUGUCACUGACCUGAAGCCCCGCGUGUGUAUUAUUUACAUACUUGAAGCUAGUUCGUGUGAGGCGAAGGGAGUUAGAUCUGUGUUCAUGAGGCCUGGAACGAAGACACGCUGGCGAGGAGAUAUUGGUCAGGAUUGAGGGCUUGGCACGCAGGGUGUUGCGACCUCAGUCGUUGCCAUCAAUGUGGAGGACAUCC